Messenger RNA from Balaenoptera acutorostrata (minke whale), 5321 nucleotides. RefSeq names its product DLG associated protein 1 (gene DLGAP1). The record is from RefSeq and is a predicted model, not a curated record. Gene Ontology annotation, molecular function: molecular adaptor activity. Gene Ontology annotation, cellular component: glutamatergic synapse; postsynaptic specialization. Gene Ontology annotation, biological process: signaling. The transcript is spliced from 14 exons. The coding region runs from base 709 to 3678 and encodes 989 amino acids. Lineage: Eukaryota; Metazoa; Chordata; Mammalia; Artiodactyla; Balaenopteridae.
CGCGGGACUCCUCCUCCCCACCGUAUUAACAUGCACCCAGGGGCGGGUGACCAGCCCAGCCUCGCCGCCCCAGCCCGCCGCGUCCCGGCGCUCAGCAGCCGCGCCAGAGGCGAGCGCUGCGCUCCGGGCCCCGCAAUCCCGAGGACACGGCCUCUCCGACACCUCCGGCCCGGGGGCAUCGGCGGCAUCCGCGGCGGGAGCGGCCGUAGCCGCCUCGGCUCCUCACUCGAGUCCUUCCCAUCGCCUCGCUGGGAGCCUGUCCCGGCCACGGGGACACCUCUUUCGUCCUCCCUCCGAGGCUCGCGGGACCGACGGACGGCCGCGGCGACCGAGGGCCGGACUGCGGGCAGUGGCAAGCACACAGUGAAUGGUGCUUUUGAGCGCCUUCUGUGAUUACCAUUCACACCUUUUCUGGGGACACUUUCUUAAAAGAACCAGCAAGCAUCCAGUUUACUGAGAUAUAAUCCCAGAUUCAUGGAGUUGUUGCAGACCGGAUACCUCUUGUCUCACUAAGACUGGAACAGUUGAGCAUCACAUACCAAGAGGGACAUCGGGUUAAAAAAAAAAAAGAAAACUGCAACGUUUGGAUCUUUUCCUGCUUUAGAAGCAAGAGGAAUGGAAAAUUGAUAAUCAAAGGUCCUUGCGGGAGACGGGUCUGGAACCUAACCACCGGGUGUCCAUGACCCCCGUGGUUGCGCCCCAUCAGCGAUGAAAGGUUUAUCAGGCAGCCGCAGCCAUCACCACGGAGUCACCUGCGAUUCGGCCUGUGACUCGCUGUCGCACCACGCAGACCGCAAGCCAUACCUGCUGAGCCCGGUGGAGCACCACCCGGCCGACCACCCCUACUACACUCAGCGUACCUCCUUCCAGGCGGAGUGCGUGGGCCCCUUCAGCGACCCGCUGGCCAGCAGCACCUUCCCGCGCCGACACUACACCUCGCAGCAGGAGCUGAAGGACGAGUGCGCCCUGGUGCCUCGCACCCUGGCCACCAAGGCCAACCGCAUCCCCGCCAACCUCCUGGACCAGUUUGAGAGGCAGCUGCCUCUCAACAGGGAUGGCUACCACACAUUGCAGUACAAGCGCACGGCCGUGGAGCACCGCAGCGACAGCCCUGGCCGCAUCCGCCACCUGGUCCACUCGGUCCAGAAACUCUUCACCAAAUCGCACUCCCUGGAGGGGCCGUCCAAGGGCAGCGUCAACGGGGGCAAGGCCAGCCCCGACGAGACGCAGACCGUGAGGUACGGCAAGCGAAGCAAGAGUAAGGAGCGCCGCCCCGAGCCCAAGCCCCGCACCAACACUUCCCCGGGCUGGUGGAGCUCCGAAGACAACCUCGACGGCGACAUGUGCAUCUACCACGCCCCCUCGGGCGUGAUGACCAUGGGCAGGUGCCCCAACCGCUCGGCCUCACAGUACUUCAUGGAGGCCUACAACACCAUCAGCGAGCAGGCUGUGAAGGCCUCCCGGAGUAACAACGAUGUCAAGUGCUCCACCUGUGCCAAUCUGCCCGUCACCCUAGACGCGCCAUUGCUGAAGAAGAGCGCCUGGUCCUCCACGCUGACCGUGAGUCGAGCCCGAGAGGUUUACCAGAAAGCCUCAGUUAACAUGGACCAGGCCAUGGUGAAGUCAGAGUCGUGUCAACAAGAACGUUCCUGCCAGUACCUUCAGGUCCCUCAGGAUGAAUGGACAGGGUACACCCCUCGAGGUAAAGAUGAUGAAAUUCCCUGCCGUAGAAUGCGGAGUGGCAGCUACAUCAAGGCCAUGGGAGAUGAAGACAGCGGGGACUCGGACACCAGCCCCAAGCCUUCUCCCAAAGUUGCUGCGCGAAGGGAAAGCUAUCUCAAGGCUACUCAGCCAUCCCUUACAGAACUCACCACACUCAAGAUUUCCAAUGAGCACUCCCCCAAACUCCAGAUCCGGAGUCACAGUUACUUGAGGGCGGUCAGUGAGGUCUCCAUCAACCGAAGCCUAGACAGCCUUGACCCUGCGGGCCUGCUCACAUCACCAAAGUUCCGCUCCAGGAAUGAGAGCUACAUGCGAGCCAUGAGCACCAUCAGCCAGGUGAGCGAGAUGGAGGUGAACGGGCAGUUCGAGUCGGUGUGCGAGUCGGUGUUCAGCGAGCUGGAGUCGCAGGCGGUGGAGGCCCUGGACCUGCCGAUGCCCGGCUGCUUCCGCAUGCGGAGCCAUAGCUACGUGCGCGCCAUCGAGAAGGGCUGCUCGCAGGACGACGAGUGCGUGUCGCUGAGGUCUUCCUCCCCGCCGCGCACCACCACCACCGUGAGGACCAUCCAGAGCAGCACGGGUGUCAUAAAACUGAGUUCUGCAGUUGAAGUGUCAUCUUGCAUUACAACAUAUAAGAAGACACCACCUCCAGUCCCACCCAGAACUACCACGAAACCUUUCAUUUCUAUCACAGCCCAGAGUAGCACAGAGUCGGCCCAGGACGCCUACAUGGAUGGACAGGGCCAGCGAGGGGAUAUUAUCAGCCAGUCUGGACUGAGCAACUCCACGGAGAGCCUGGACAGUAUGAAGGCUCUGACAGCCGCCAUCGAAGCCGCCAAUGCCCAGAUCCACGGCCCAGCGAGUCAACACAUGGGCAACAAUGCUGCCACCAUCACCACCACCACCACCACCGCCAUGGCCACCAUCACUGCAGAGGACAGGAAGAAGGACCACUUCAAGAAGAAUCGAUGCCUGUCCAUCGGGAUACAGGUGGAUGAUGCUGAAGAACCUAACAAAACAGGGGAAAAUAAAGCACCCAGUAAGUUCCAGUCCAUAGGAGUGCAAGUAGAAGAAGAGAAAUGCUUCCGCAGGUUCACUCGAUCCAACAGCGUGACGACGGCCGUGCAGGCCGACCUGGACUUCCACGAUAACCUGGAGAACUCUCUGGAGUCUAUAGAGGACAAUUCGUGCCCCGGCCCGGUGGCCAGACAGUUCUCCCGGGACGCCAGCACCUCCACGGUCAGCAUCCAGGGCUCAGGAAACCACUACCACGCCUGCGCGGCCGACGAGGACUUCGAUGCGGAUUUCGACCCUUCCAUUCUGCCGCCCCCAGACCCCUGGAUUGACUCAAUCACCGAAGACCCUCUGGAGGCCGUGCAGAGGUCAGUGUGCCACCGGGACGGCCACUGGUUUCUGAAGCUUCUCCAGGCGGAGCGGGACCGCAUGGAAGGCUGGUGCCAGCAGAUGGAGAGAGAGGAGCGCGAGAACAGCCUGCCCGAGGACAUUCUAGGGAAAAUCCGAACCGCAGUUGGCAGUGCCCAACUUCUUAUGGCCCAGAAAUUCUACCAGUUCAGAGAACUGUGUGAAGAAAACCUGAAUCCCAAUGCUCAUCCAAGGCCCACCUCCCAGGAUUUGGCGGGGUUCUGGGACAUGCUGCAGUUGUCCAUAGAAAAUAUUAGUAUGAAAUUUGAUGAACUUCAUCAGUUAAAGGCCAAUAAUUGGAAACAGAUGGAUCCUCUUGACAAGAAGGAGCGAAGGGCCCCUCCUCCAGUGCCCAAGAAGCCGGCGAAGGGCCCCGCGCCGCUGAUCCGGGAGCGCUCGCUGGAGAGCUCGCAGCGCCAGGAGGCCCGCAAGCGCCUGAUGGCCGCCAAGCGCGCCGCGUCCGUCCGCCAGAACUCGGCCACCGAGAGCGCCGAGAGCAUCGAGAUCUACAUCCCCGAGGCGCAGACCCGGCUCUGAGGCCCCCGGCCGCCGCGCCCCCGCCCGCCUCCUCCCCGGCGCCCGCCCUUCGCCUUCUUGGCCCGCCCACCCGUGUAGACGCGGCCCCUCUAGGUCACCCGCCAUCCUCCGUUCUCUCGAGCUUGUCUGUCCCUAGAUUCCAGCAAUAUCGAACCAUAGGGUAUCUCAGAAAUCCAGGAUCCCGGGGCGGGGGGGGGGGGGGGUCCCCUCGGGACCUCGUGGACUUCCACCCGAAAAGAAACUAGGAAACUAGGGCUCCGAUCCCCCUGAUUUCCCCGACACGCUUCCUAUUUGGGCAAGCAGAUGGAACGCUUGAUUUCCAACCUCAGAAAUCACACACCCUGUCACCGGAGUCGGGAAGUGACACACCGAGAGGGGACGCAGAGGGGCUGGGGGGCGGGGGACCAGGAUGCGGAGUGGGGGAAAGAGAAGCAAACCCUGCGGGUGCCGGGGGUACCUGCGUCGCUCACAGCUGCACAAACUGCCUCACUCUUGUGUCAUCAGUCACUGCUUCAGAUGUCUCAAUCAGCAGAAGAUUGUCAAUCCGAUCUUUCAGGGAUAUCCAUCUAUUCUGAAAGGCAAUAAAAUGAAGACAGGCAAGGCAAGGCAAAGGAAGCACUGCUAGUUUAAAAGACUACAUAAGGGAUUUUUUCUUUUGUCCUAUUCUUAAGAAAAGUUAGACCUGAAGUGUUUUAUCAGCUUUUCUCGUACUAUGUAUAUUAUAUUGUUGUGAUGGUGGUGGUGGGGUCUUUAGGGGAAAGUGUUGGUUCUAUUAAUUUGUUAGUGUCCAUCCUGGGGGCCUACCUAAUUACACAGAGCUAAGUACAUCUCUGCUUACGGAGUGCUGUACAUGGCAGCCGGGCUGCUUUCUGCGAAAAGUUGGGAUUUUCCUAGCAUCCCCUUGGAAUGCUACACAUCCGUCUCUUUUAACCCAGUAGUUCAUAUGGCAGACGUCUGUCUCCAUCAGUCUUUUCUCACUGCUCCAGAGAGUCCUAACACACCCCCGAAUAAGGAUUUUGUCCCGUGUCAAACCGGUAAAAUAAGCUUUCCGUCCCACUAGACAUGCUGCCUCAUUCCAAAGAGCGGCCACUUGUCUUGAGGUCCCAGGUAGAGAGAGAAGAAAUUUGACCUGCGAGGUUCAGCAGCCACAUAGAGGGGGACAGUGUCAUGAUUCCUAAACACUGAAAGAAACCCAGGCUUUUGGCAGAGAAUGUUGAUUUCCAUUUUUAGUCCUGAUGGAUGGCCAGUAUGACCUUUGCAUCCAGCUCAAGUUACCUUUAAAUGCCCUUACCCGUAGCAGUUUAAGCACUUAGAAUGAGGUGAUCUUAAAUGGUCACCGGCGUUUUAUCCAGCUCCCUAAAGCGUUAGAAAUUACCAUUGAGUAAUGGAAGACUUUUAAAAACAUACAUCAAAUACUCUUGCACCAGAGACGCUUUAAAAAAAAAAAAAUACACUCUCAUAGCCAGGUGCUAAUUUAAUUUUAUUUAAGAAAUUAAGAGAGGUGAUGGGUUCUGGCAACAACUAUUUUCAUGGACAUAUUCUAAAACCACUAGAGAAUUCGCUACCUCUCAGAGCCAUUGAUGCUUUGAGCUAUCUUUAUAAACAGGGCACAAAUGUUUACUGCUGUGGUUUACAAGACAAGG